AUGGCUGACCCCUCAACGACACCGACGGCAGGCACCGAGAGGGCCAAGCCGUCCGAUCUCGACCUGGAGAAGGGCGCCUACGAGCCCAACUCGGACAUGGAAGCGGCCACCGUCCUGCCCGAGUCCGACUCGGCCGCCGCCAGAGGCGACAGCGACGGCGCCGGCGAGAAAGGAGGGGCGGACUCGGAGCAGGACAAGGACCCCAAUAUCGUCACAUGGGAUGGUCCCGACGAUCCCAUGAACCCGAUGAACUGGACCAUGCGCAAGAAAUGGACCAACAUUGCCGUGAUGGCCAUCUUGACUAUCAUCACACCCCUUGGCUCGUCCAUGUUCGCCCCCGGCAUCCCGCGGAUUCUCAACGAGUUCCACGAGACAUCGAGCAUCACGGCGACCUUCAUCAUGACCAUCUACAUCCUCGGCUUCGCCUUUGGGCCCCUGGUCAUCGCCCCGCUGAGCGAGAUGUACGGCCGCUCGCCGCUCUACAACGUCGGCAACCUGCUCUUCACCAUCUUCACCGUCUGCACGGCCCUGAGCAAGAACAUCGGCAUGCUCAUGGCCUUCCGUUUCCUCAUGGGCGUCGCCGGGUCCGUCCCCAUCACCAUCGGCAGCGGCAGCAUCGCCGACAUGAUGCCCGUCGAGAUGCGCGGGAGGGCCAUGGCCGCCUGGGCCCUGGGCCCCCUGCUCGGCCCCUGCAUCGGCCCCGUUGCCGGAGGCUACCUGAUCCGCGCGGCCGGCUGGCGCUGGGUCUACUGGCUCAUCGCCAUCCUCGCCGGCGUCAUCACCGUCUUCACCUUCUUCACCAUCAAGGAGUCCUACGCGCCCGUCAUCCUGGAGCGCAAGGCCAAGCGCCUGCGCAAGGAGACGGGAAACCCGAACCUGCGUAGCGCCCUCGCCGGCAGUUUCGCCUCCCCCGCCGAGAAGCUCAAGGGCGCCAUCGUCCGGCCCCUGAAGUUGCUGUGCCUCACCCCCAUUGUCACACUCAUGUCCCUCUACGUCGCCGUCACUUACGGCAUCCUGUAUCUUCUCUUCUCCACUUUCAGCAUCGUGUUCCCUACCUACUACGGCUUUGGAGAGGGAGAGAGCGGUCUCGUCUUCAUUCCCUCCGCCAUCGGCAUGGCCCUGGGUAUCAACGUCUUUGGCUCCCUCUCUGACCGGUUGGUCAAGAACAACCUCAGCGACGGACAGCGCCACCGCCCGGAGAUCAGGCUCACUCCCUUCUUUACCCUGCCCGCCGGCCUCGCCAUCCCCUCGGGACUGUUCAUCUACGGCUGGACGAUCCAGAACCACGUCCACUGGAUUGUUCCCAUGGUCGGCGUGGUUGUCUUUGCCUUUGGCCUCAUGGGUGUCAUGAUGUGCAUCCAAAACUACCUCCUCGAUGUCUAUCCUCGGGCAGCCGCGUCAGUCACGGCCGCUCUGGCCGUCCUCCGCUCCCUAGCCGGCGCCCUCCUCCCGCUCUGCGCCAUCGACAUGUACACGGAGCUCAAGAUGGGCUGGGGCAACUCGUUGCUCGGCUUUAUCUCCCUUGGUCUCGUGCCCAUCCCGCUGCUCUUCUACAUUUUUGGGGCGCGGCUUGUUAAGAAGUUUCAGGUUGACUUCUGAUCUCUCUCUCCCUCUCUCUCUGUGUGUGUGUGUGUCUGUGUGUGUGUUAUGCGUCAUGUAAGAAUCUUGCAUAGCCGUUCGGAGUUAGGGGGCUUGGGAAUACGUGGGGUUUUCAACAUGAGAUACCAAUAGACAUGUUAGACAUGUUAGACAUGUUGCUAUAAUGGAAUGAUAUUGGGUUG
Thermothelomyces thermophilus ATCC 42464 is the source of this 1781-nucleotide messenger RNA. Its product is annotated as general substrate transporter. Gene Ontology annotation, biological process: transmembrane transport. NCBI's taxonomy places the organism in Eukaryota, Fungi, Ascomycota, Sordariomycetes, Sordariales, Chaetomiaceae. Gene Ontology annotation, molecular function: transmembrane transporter activity. Bases 1 to 1599 code for a protein of 532 amino acids. The record is from RefSeq and is a predicted model, not a curated record. The transcript has 5 exons.